AUGAUCCGAUUUCGAUUGAACAAGACCAGGCAAGACUCUCAUCGUGGUUUGCAUCGUUCAUCUGGGCAGCAACAAAAGCUCGUGAUGCUCUGCAAGUUUGCCGAAGCUGCAACGUUGAUCGCCGGUGGCAUGUCAUUUGACGAGGUUCGGUGUGUUCAAGCAGAUCAUGAAAGCCAAAAAAAGAAAGCAUUCCCCGGGGGAACGAAUGCCGAAGAGAAGCGGCAAAGGUGCAGGGCAAAGGUGCAGGGCGACAGCUCAGAGUCAACUUUGCUGCAAGAUGAUCAAGAGUUGGUCAUUCCGAAUGCUCCUUAG
Ustilago hordei is the source of this 312-nucleotide messenger RNA. RefSeq lists its product as uncharacterized. The record is from RefSeq and is a predicted model, not a curated record. The transcript has 2 exons. The coding region runs from base 1 to 312 and encodes 103 amino acids. Lineage: Eukaryota; Fungi; Basidiomycota; Ustilaginomycetes; Ustilaginales; Ustilaginaceae.